Hydatigera taeniaeformis is the source of this 987-nucleotide messenger RNA. Lineage: Eukaryota; Metazoa; Platyhelminthes; Cestoda; Cyclophyllidea; Taeniidae. The record is from the annotation of a GenBank genome assembly.
AUGGACGAAGAGGAGUUGUUUCAGUCACUACAUGAAAUGUUCGAUGAAGAGCAGGCAGCUCUUACGGGCAAGACGUGCAUUUCAUUUGAUAUGUGGGGCUCUUGUACACCUCGAAACAUAUGCAAGAAAAUUCGUCGUACAGCAUACUUAAAACCUUUGCAUCGAGAGCUUGUGCGUCAAUUUCUCGGCAUAUGUAUGGGUGCUGGUGUAGAGGUUUUCGUCUACGGCGGGACGGCCUUGGGUGUACUGCGUGAAGGUGGACGAAUGAUUGCCUUCGACUACGAUACCGACUUUGCCACACUCGAAUAUCCAUGGGGGAGUGAGCUGUCCUCCGAGGGAACACUCUCUCGUUUGGCUAACUUUUGUCUUCGUGAACAGAGCGGCGUCAGAGUGGUCAAUGUUGAAGGCCUUCAAUCUGAACUCCUCUUUGAUGCAACUAUUGAAGUGGAUUUCCAAAAUUCCCUUUCCUCCGCUCCCUGGCUUUUCGUGAAUUCCGAGGGGCGUGUCUGCGAGCGAUCCUAUACGGGUUCAGGCUCCAAGCGUGCCAAAUUCUACUUCACUUCUCAUGGCUUACGAGAGGCUACCGAGAGAGUGGGGCGGGUGAAGUCGUCUGUAGUCCAGAGGCUUAAUAAUGACGUCACCGAAAUCCACGUAGACUUGUUCACGCUUUCGCCGCAUCCUGACUCACCUCAAAGUCAUCUUCGAGUGAACUGGCACAAGGAAGGCCUCUAUGAUUCGAUUAGCAAAAAAUUCUCAUACAGCUUAUUCUUUCCUCUGAAAAGAGUUACUUUUGAAGGAUUAGACGUUUUGGCUCCCUCUAAUUUGGAAGGGUAUCUCACAGAAGAGUACGGCUACCUGGGCAGGGAUGCUAUGUAUGACUCGACCCGACAGCGCUAUAUGAAAAUACCUGAACACUUGCGUGAUUCUCUACCUCCCUAUUAUAAGAAGUACCUAUUGGAGUCCCCUUUUGAUACACCAUUGUCGUGA